Messenger RNA from Chenopodium quinoa (quinoa), 1187 nucleotides. RefSeq names its product dolichol-phosphate mannose synthase subunit 2-like. NCBI's taxonomy places the organism in Eukaryota, Viridiplantae, Streptophyta, Magnoliopsida, Caryophyllales, Amaranthaceae. The record is from RefSeq and is a predicted model, not a curated record. The transcript has 2 exons. Gene Ontology annotation, molecular function: enzyme regulator activity. Bases 745 to 987 code for a protein of 80 amino acids. Gene Ontology annotation, cellular component: dolichol-phosphate-mannose synthase complex; endoplasmic reticulum membrane. Gene Ontology annotation, biological process: GPI anchor biosynthetic process.
UCCUCUAAACCCUAAUUUUAUCUUCAAUAAUCAAUUGUAUGCGAUCCUUGACAAUUCGAUCUAAUUCUGUAAUUAAAGACUUGAAGUUUCCUAAUUUCUUUUUCUAUCUGUAUGAUUGACGACAAUUAAGGGAUUUUAGUACUAUGAAAAAAAAAAAUCAAAAUUACCCUCAAUUUUCCCCAAUUCGAUCUAGUUCUAUGGUUAAAAACUUGAAUGUGCUUUCGAUUGAUCUUAACUGGAGACUAUAAAUUUACAUCAAAUCAAAGUUCGUUUUUAUUGGGUUGAUUCGUAUUUACAAUUUUACAUUUAUAAUAAUGUAUUAUUUAGCUCCAUGCUUCCAUUGAGUUCUUGAGACUAGCAGCGGUUUUUGUUUGUACUCGUAUGAAGUAGUCAGGAUAGAGUGUGUUUUUCAGCUUUUAGGCUUGAAAAUCUGAUAGUAGGCUAUCAUCAGAUACAUGAAUAAAUAAAAGGAAUUCAGUUUGAUGUGUUUUUUUUUUUAUUUUGCUUCAUGUUUAUUCGAGUUGUGUGGUUGAUUCAAUUUCUUCACCACAUGCCUCCUGUUAUUUGAAUGACAUUCACACUCGAUCACACAGAUUCUCUUCUAUAUUUGGAAGUCGACGAUUUGGAUUGGAUAAAUUGGAUGAUGUUAGUGUAAUUAACCUUUCUGCUUAUUUUCUUUUGUGAAACAAGUGCUCACUACAGAGAAGAUAGAACAUAGUUGCUGCAACUGAGGAGCAUAUACUGAUGGAGCUGGCUGACAGGGCUGUUGGUUUUCUGCUGUGCUGUAUCAGCUUAUCAAUAUUCACGUACUGUACUUUCUGGGUUAUCAUUCUGCCAUUUGUUGACAGCGACCACUUCAUCCACCAGUAUUUCUUACCUCAGGAGUAUGCAAUCAUCAUCCCUGUUCUUGCUGGUGUUACACUUCUUUGUUUUCUGAGCGUCUUCAUUGGAUCUGUAAUGCUGAAAUCCAAAAAGAAGAAGGCUUAAUCUCAUUUGUCUUCAUUUUUUUUUCCUUUUGUUUUCAAUUUUUUCGUGAAGGUUGUUUGUAAUCUUUCUGUAAGACUGUAAGCACAGCCUUCAUUAUACUAAUUUCAUUAGGGUAUGUAUACGGGAACAGCCUUUGAUAUCUGUUAGCAAUGUUAUAAAUAUUGUUCAAAAAUUUCUUUUACCUCGACAUUUUUUCAUUA